Messenger RNA from Exophiala spinifera, 780 nucleotides. RefSeq lists its product as uncharacterized. NCBI's taxonomy places the organism in Eukaryota, Fungi, Ascomycota, Eurotiomycetes, Chaetothyriales, Herpotrichiellaceae. Gene Ontology annotation, molecular function: oxidoreductase activity. The transcript is spliced from 3 exons. The coding region runs from base 1 to 780 and encodes 259 amino acids. The record is from RefSeq and is a predicted model, not a curated record.
AUGGGCGGACGUUUCAACGAGACCGUGGUAUUUAUCACCGGGGGUACCUCUGGACUGGGAGCACAGACUUGCGAACGGUUCCUGGGUGAAGGUGCCACUGUCUUUGUUACCGAUCUGAAAGAACGAGAUGCAAUGCAGCGCUUUGGUCCGAACGCUCACUUUCAUCCAUGCAAUGUCUCAGACCCAAAGUCCUGCUUUGCCGCCGUCGAUGCUUGCAUUGCAAAAUUCAAGAAAAUCGAUGUCCUCUUCCACAACGCAGCAAUGUUGAGCCCCAUAGUGCCCGUGGUCGAACAUGAUGUGGACGUUUUCAACAAAGUCAUCAUGACCAACCUCUGUGGCGCGUUUUACCUCGCCAAAGCCGUUAUUCCGCACAUGAAAAAGGUGGGAAAAGGAGUGAUUGUGAAUACCGCGAGUAUCUCUGGCAUUGGUGGAGAUUAUGGUCUUUCUUCCUACAAUGCCGCAAAAGGCGGAUUGAUCAACCUGACGAGGACCAUCGCCAUGGACCAUGCAAGGGACGGAAUUCGUGCGGUCACGGUCUGUCCCGGGUUUAUGAGCACUCCCAUGACGGAAGAAACCCUGAAAAAUGAAAAGCUCAGAGAGGAUUUAUUCGAGAGCAUACCCAUGAACCGUGGAGGCCAUCCGAACGAGGUGGCUCAGCUGGUACUUUUUCUGGCUUCAGACGAAGCAUCCUAUAUCACAGGCCAUCCGUUUCUCGUCGACGGUGGAUGGAUUGCUCGUAACCCAAGUCCAAAUUGGCCAAAGUACAUUGGCGAAGCCUGA